AGCACUGAGCGGCGAAAGUACAAAGAUACAUCACAGAUGGAAAGCUAAGCAACGUCGUCGGGCAGCGCACUAGCGCUAGCAGGCGCUAGCUGGCCGGGAAGCAGAUGCAUACAGCAUACUACUGGAGUGCAUGUCAAAAUUAAUUAAUCGUAUAUUUAUUUUUUAUAUACUACGGUAUAUGUCUAUCAGGUCUAGUAGAGUCCAGGAUUUGUUUGUAUAUAAAUACUACACGGACAGCCCUCUUCAGUCCACAGUAUAUACGUAGUACGUGCACCCUGCAAUCGGUUCCAUGCCUUUGCCUACACACGCCGAUUGUUCUUGGUUAUUAAUCGGCGAGCAAGCUGUAGUAGCUAAUAAGGCACGGCCAUGAGGAGGCUCGGGUUGUUGGGUACUGCGGCAGCCGCAGCAUCAGGGUCUCGGUCUCCGGCGACGACGAUGCCGCCGUCGUCCGUGAUGCGCGCGGCCUGGCAGGCGGUGCGGUGGUCCGUGGUGGUGCCGACGCUGCAGGUCGCCGUGUACGUCUGCGCCGCCAUGUCGCUGAUGCUCUUCCUCGAGCGCCUCUACAUGGCGGCCGUGAUCACCGGGCUCUGGCUGCGCCGGCGCCGCAAUAAGCAGCGCUCCCGACGCCGCCUCGCCGACGAGCUGGACGACGACGACCUGGAGGCCGGCGACGACGACCACUGCUGCCCCAUGGUCCUGGUCCAGAUCCCCAUGUUCAACGAGGGACAGGUGUACCGUCUGUCCAUCGGAGCGGCGUGCGGGAUGUCAUGGCCAUCGGACCGGCUGGUGAUCCAAGUGCUGGACGACUCGACGAACCCGGCCAUCAGGGAGCUGGUGGAGGUGGAGUGCUUGCGGUGGGCGGGCAAGGGCGUGCGCAUCCGCUACGAGAACCGCAGCAACCGCAACGGGUACAAGGCCGGCGCCAUGCGCGAGGGCCUCAAGAAGCACUACGCCAGGGAGUGCGAGUUCGUGGCCAUCUUCGACGCCGACUUCCAGCCGGACUCGGACUUCCUCCGGCGCACGGUCCCGCUGCUGCAGCGCGACCCCGGCGUCGCCCUGGUGCAGGCCCGCUGGCGCUACGUCAACGCCGACGACUGCAUCCUCACCCGCAUCCAGGAGAUGUCCCUCAACUACCACUUCGCCGUGGAGCAGGAGGUGGGCUCCGCCUGCCACGCCUUCUUCGGCUUCAACGGCACGGCCGGGGUGUGGCGCGUCGCCGCGCUGGCGGACGCCGGCGGGUGGAAGGAGCGCACCACUGUGGAGGACAUGGACCUGGCCGUGCGCGCCAGCCUCCGCGGCUGGCGCUUCGUCUACGUCGGCGACCUCGUCGUGCGCAACGAGCUGCCCAGCACCUUCAAGGCGUACCGCUACCAGCAGCACCGGUGGUCGUGCGGCCCCGCCAACCUGUUCCGCAAGGUGCUGCCGGAGAUCCUCCGCAGCGACCGGGUGUCGCUGGGGAAGAAGCUGCACCUCCUCUACGCCUUCUUCUUCGUCAGGAAGGUGGUGGCGCACCUCGUCACUUUCCUCUUCUACUGCGUCGUCAUCCCGGCAUGCGUGCUGGUGCAGGGCGACGUGCGACUGCCCAAGUACGUGGCCAUGUACGUGCCGGCGCUCAUCACGCUGCUCAACGCCGCCUGCACGCCAAGGUCCUGCCACCUCCUCAUCUUCUGGAUCCUCUUCGAGAACGUCAUGUCCAUGCACCGAUCCAAGGCCGCCGUCAUCGGACUGCUGGAGGCCAGCCGCGCCAACGAGUGGGUGGUCACCGACAAGCUCGGCAGCGGCAAGGCUGCUCCGGUGGUCGCGAGGAAGAAGAAACAGCAGGUGCUCCGGAGCAGGUGCUGCAGCACGAGGCGGGAGAUGCAUGUGCUGGAGCUCGCCAUGGGGGCGUGCCUGCUCUAUUGCGCCGUCUACGACAUUGUCUUCUUCGGCCGCGACCACUACUACAUGUACCUGCUCCUGCAAUCGGCGGCGGCCUUUAUCGUUGGCUUCGGCUACGUGGGAGCCUCGGCACCCUCCUGAUGAGUCUCGAGUCCUGACCAAC
Sorghum bicolor (sorghum) is the source of this 2041-nucleotide messenger RNA. RefSeq names its product mannan synthase 1. Bases 367 to 2019 code for a protein of 550 amino acids. Gene Ontology annotation, cellular component: Golgi apparatus. Gene Ontology annotation, molecular function: mannan synthase activity. The transcript has 2 exons. The record is from RefSeq and is a predicted model, not a curated record. Lineage: Eukaryota; Viridiplantae; Streptophyta; Magnoliopsida; Poales; Poaceae.